UGCCAAGCGACGGCGUCCGCACCACGGCCUGAGGUUCGAGUCCCGGUGGUGCCCGCCGGCUCCGGGCGCUGCGGGCUGUGGUUCAUCCCGGGCUGUGCCGCUGCAGAGGGUCCUGGAGAAGAGACCAUGUCCAUCGCCGCCUCCAACACCAGCAUGAGGGUGCCCGCCGGCUUCCGGAACCUGCUGGAGGGGCUGGCGCGGGAAGUGCUGCGGGAGCAGCCCCCCGACGUGGUGGCCUUUGCAGCGCAGUACUUCCAAAAGCUGCUGGAGUGCAGAGAGGCUAGUGGCAUUGACCCGGUGGCGUGGGGAGCCAUGCUGGAGGACGACCGUCUCACCUGGCCCCCUUCCAAGGACCUGAAAGAGGCCGAGGAGGUGGAGGGGGAGCGGGGAGCACCAGGGGGGGCAGGCAGCACGCACAGCUCUGGAUCACUGUGAUUCUGCCCUAAAAUGCAUGGAGAGGAGCCAAAGGGGAGCAUGUCCCCAUAACUCUCAUGAACUGGGACACUUCUCUGGAGACGCAACCGCAGCACUUGCCCCAAAUCCCCCGUUUCCCACUGUCCAACCCCAAAACUAAAAAAAAACCCCUUGGUCCUCCCCUGGCUCCUGCCCUUUUCCCGUGGGUGGGUGCUCCACUCCCAUCCUGCCCCUGCGGUGCUGUUUUAAUGAGGAAUUUUACUAACGAGG
Motacilla alba alba is the source of this 684-nucleotide messenger RNA. RefSeq names its product sperm autoantigenic protein 17 (gene SPA17). The coding region runs from base 127 to 435 and encodes 102 amino acids. The record is from RefSeq and is a predicted model, not a curated record. Gene Ontology annotation, biological process: binding of sperm to zona pellucida. The transcript has 4 exons. Gene Ontology annotation, molecular function: calmodulin binding. NCBI's taxonomy places the organism in Eukaryota, Metazoa, Chordata, Aves, Passeriformes, Motacillidae. Gene Ontology annotation, cellular component: membrane.